Neolamprologus brichardi is the source of this 2726-nucleotide messenger RNA. The record is from RefSeq and is a predicted model, not a curated record. NCBI's taxonomy places the organism in Eukaryota, Metazoa, Chordata, Actinopteri, Cichliformes, Cichlidae.
CUUUAUCCCGCUAACCCGAGUUGCACCCAGAGGAGUGUUUCGUUGACGGACUGUCAGAUGACAUAAUGGUAAACACAGUAAGUCAAGCCACAAACACCAUCCAGCUGAUGCCCCAGCCGUCACCCGAUUGGCCAGAAGAGUGUAAAUCAGCUGAUGUAUGAUUUUGACUCUAGUCCCUCAGCAAUUGAGACAAAGGAGAAGGACUUUGCUGCUUUUUGCUCCCAAAUGUGAGUGUGUCUGGCUGCGUAAGGUAGUUUGCCACCCAGAUUGGAUUGGAAAGUCCCAGCUCCUGCCAGUCCUGGCAUGAAACCGCAGUAGCUCCCCGGAGAAUAUACUGACUCACUUAGCAGAGCUAGUGGAGCAUCAUUAAAAAAUAGAAGACUGUAGCCCUGGAUGAGGGUACUGUCUUCAUGCAGAGGGCAGAUCGCAGCUUAAGGCAGCAGUUUUUGAAGUUUGUGAACUGCUUGGGUUUUGUUUUGUUACUAGCUUGUCAGCGUACCUGACACACCUGCGUUUGUCCAACUGUCAGCUGAUUUUUGUUUAUUGGCCAUGCAGAUUCUGCUAACAGGGAUUUUAAACCCUUUUUGGAUAGCUGUCUAGUUGUAAGAUUUCCAGCUCAGGGAAAGCCUGUCCUGGUACAGCCAUGGAGGGUCUUGAGCAGCUGGACAUGGUGGGUGAUAUCAGCCCAGCUUUGGAGGCCACAGAGGAUUUCAUCCACUGCAUGGAUAGGAUACAAGGCCAAGGUACAAGCCAGGCUCAAACAGGGAACCUUCAGCCUGCCAGGCAGUCGAAGCAGCUGCAGGAGGUAUCUAAUGCAGCGCUGGGCAAGCUGAGCUCCAGUGGCGUGUGGAACCUGCUAGCUGGAGAGCAGCCGGAGGUGGGGCCUCUAGGCCUAGCUUGGGCCGAUAACGUCAGUGUUUUGGGGCUAGGAGUGGGUUUGAGGCACGGCAAGAGAAGCCGAGCGCGUUCCACCAAUGACUUGGCUGCCCAUACCAACGAGUGCACCAACAACACCACCAACUCCUCAUCUAACUCUGCGUUUAAGAAGGGACACAGCCGGUCCAGGUCAGAUGUCCACUACCGUCCGUCUGCCUGCACCGACAAUGGUCUGCCCACAGUGGACUGCAACACCCUGAAGAACAUGAUCCUCAACCACCAGCAGGAGGCUGAUAAAAGCAGCAGUAGCAGUGUGGUGAAGCAGUGUGAGAUGGAGCAGCGUGAGGGGCCCCGAGGCCGCUGGACACCCUGCCAUGUUGAGCUGACGCCUUGCGAGCUCCGCCUGUACGCUCUGGACAGCAGUGCCAACCGCCAGCUGGGCACUGCCUACUCACUGUCACACUGCCAGAGCGUCAUCUCUCCGGCACCCUGCAGCCAGCCCGGCCAGAUCAUCCAGCCCGCAGACCAACGCACGAUCCAGGCUGUCUUCUUCAACAGCACACGUCUUCAGCUGAGGGCGGCCAGCCAAUGGGAAGCCAUGGAGUGGAGACGGCUGAUUUGGGAGAAGGUGCAGGCAGCCAGACCCAUGAGGCAGGAGAAUCGUCAGCAUAAAAGCGGAGUAGAAAAUCAUCAUGUUGUGAAGUUUCCUGCACCCAUGUCACCUUCGUCUUCGCCUUCUCCUUCUGGGCUCGACACCAGGCCUGAUGGCGAAAGCGACACCCCGACUUCAGCAGAGGCAUCGCUCUGUCUUCCACCUAAUUCUGUUGUCCUGAGCAGACCCACCACCCUGCCUUUGUUCACGCAGUCGUGCCAGGACGUUCUCAGAGUCGGUCUACUGUACCAGCUGACGGAUCAGAACAACUGGCGGGCUUUCACUUUUGUCCUCACCAGAUCUGUUCUGCAGGCCUUCCCUACAGAAGGCCGUGGGUCUGUGUCCCAACCUGUUCUCCAGUACUCGCUGGCGUCCUGCAUUGCUGUUCAUCAUGAUCAUGAGUUAGAGAAUGGAGAGCCAUGGACGGGGAAAGGGGAAUUUUUUCAGGCUGUUUUCCCAACAGAGGUACUCAAACUUCGUGCUGAUGGUCACCUCAAGGCCCAGGAGUGGGUGGAGACCUUGCGGGAGGCAGUCAGAACACAGAGGCCUGCACAAGAAGGGACAGAACCAGGAGUAGGACCUCCUGGUCUCCAAGGGGUGCUAUUGAGAUCAAAUCCAUCCAGGGACAGGAGGCAAAGGGACGCACAGAGAGCAAAGCGACAGUCGGUCACCACCAGUUUCCUCAGUAUUCUCACCUGUCUGGCUGUGGAGAAGGGGCUCACUGCUCAGAGCUUCAGGUGUGCAGGUUGUCAGCGUCCCAUUGGUCUGUCCAGAGGAAAGGCGAAGGUUUGUUACUAUAGUGGCUGGUACUACUGCCAAAGCUGCCAUCAGGACAACUCUUUCCUUAUCCCAGCACGCCUGCUGCACAACUGGGACACCAGCAAGCACAAGGUGUCCAAACAGGCCAAGGAGUUCCUGGAGUUUGUGUAUGAAGAACCACUGCUGGACAUCCAGCAGCUUAACCCCUGUCUGUACGAACACUGUGAGCCUCUGAGCAUAGUCCUGCGUCUCCGUCAGCAGCUCCAGUCACUGCGGGCCUACCUGUUCAGCUGCCGAGCAACCGUUGCUGAGGACCUCAGACGAAGGUAUGAACACUGUGGGACUGAGGUGCAUUUCUGUAGCCCAGCAGUUAUUUACUUUAUGUGAGCAGUAAUGAGGAGGUACGCAAAUAUUUUACAAAUUGAAAUGUCUCGUGCUG